Molecule: messenger RNA, 1682 nt
Organism: Achroia grisella
Lineage: Eukaryota; Metazoa; Arthropoda; Insecta; Lepidoptera; Pyralidae
Gene: Dpm1
Product: dolichol-phosphate mannosyltransferase subunit 1
Exons: 6
Coding region: 183-941 (252 amino acids)
Biological process (GO): protein O-linked glycosylation via mannose; GPI anchor biosynthetic process
Cellular component (GO): endoplasmic reticulum membrane
Molecular function (GO): dolichyl-phosphate beta-D-mannosyltransferase activity
Source: RefSeq, a predicted model, not a curated record
UCAGUGCCAUCACCCAAUUAAUUAACCAAAGUUUUCAAUAUUAUUGUGUUCCGGUCUUUAUUAUGAAAAUAAUUAAUUUUUCUCUACGUCGUAUAUUGUGUUAAAUUCAUUAAAUAUAUUUACAUACAUUUGCUUCGCAUAAUUAAACAAAUAAAGUUGUAUGACUGUUGAAAAUUGACACCAUGGCAGCAUUAUCAGCUUCAACAUUGGAUUCUGAAAUUACAAAAAGUGAUAAAUAUUCUAUUUUAUUACCGACUUACAACGAAAGAGAAAAUUUGCCAAUUAUAAUAUGGCUAAUUAUUAAAUAUAUGGAUCCCAGCGGUUUCGAUUAUGAAGUAAUUGUGAUUGAUGAUGGAAGCCCCGAUGGAACAUUGGAAGUGGCCAAGCAGCUUCAGAAAAUUUAUGGGCCCCAAAGAAUAGUGCUACGUCCGAGAGAGAAGAAAUUGGGGCUAGGUACAGCUUAUAUACACGGUAUAAAACAUGCAACCGGCAAUUUUAUCGUUAUCAUGGAUGCUGAUUUGAGCCAUCAUCCUAAAUUCAUACCAGAUUUCAUAGAACUACAACAGGAACAUGACUACGACUUGGUAUCAGGCACACGUUACGCCCGCGGUGGAGGAGUCUACGGGUGGGACUUUAAAAGGAAACUCAUAUCGCGUGGCGCCAAUUUCCUCACCCAGAUGCUACUCAGGCCAGGAGCCUCAGAUUUGACUGGAUCAUUUAGAUUGUACAAGAAAGAUGUUCUACAGAAGCUGAUCGACUGCUGUGUAUCAAAGGGCUAUGUCUUCCAAAUGGAAAUGAUCAUACGGGCUAGACAGCUGGAUUAUACAAUAGGGGAAGUGCCAAUAACGUUCGUCGACCGCGUUUACGGGGAGUCGAAGCUGGGCGGUUCGGAAAUCUUCCAGUUUGCUAAAGCAUUGCUGUAUCUCUUUGCCACCACAUAAUAUAACUCAAAAUAUACUUUAAGAAGGCAAUCACAGACAAUAGAGUAGUCCAAGACCAUAAAUUUCCAUAAAGAAUGCUCCUGAACCACCCUUUUUUUUUUACUUGGAGAAAAUCCCUCAUGGAGACCCGCCCGCCCCGGGGGAGGCAAGCGGGUACUGUGAGACUCCUACUCACUAAAAACUCCAAGGUAUCCCGACGAAGCGGCUAUAGCCGGAGUCGCGGGAUCGAAUGUCAGUCCACCGCAACUCCGGCGGCGUUCCUGAACCACCCUAAGUCAACUACCUAUAACCAGCGGCGGCCUUACCCAUUGCGGAGCUCCGGUCUAUACUGGGCCCUUUGCCCUAAGUGAAAAGUAUGUGAUGCGAACGAUUAUGCGGAAAUAUUCCAGAUUCAAGAAUACUAUAGAUUUUUUUAAUAAUUUCUUUUUGUUUAUUUUAUCGUUGGUAAUUUUGUAUAUUUGCAAUUAAAUACAUAAAUCAGGAAGUUUUUGCAACUUGCCACCAGGGGGGGCCUUUCAAGUAUUACGUAAGCACUAUGGGGGGCGGGGAGUUUUUGCUUUGCUUAUUUUGGAUGACAUGGGGGGUGGGGGAGUCUAGAUGAUGAUUACGUCAUCGUUAGUUAUUUACUUUUUUACGCAAAUGGCAACCCUCACAUUGUCUUUGAUAAAAAAACAAUACAUAAAAGAAAAAUGUUUACUUAAGCAUGGGGGAAGGGGUAAUGUCUUUGCUUACUUUUGCUGA